Messenger RNA from Austrofundulus limnaeus, 1568 nucleotides. It is a transcript of the gene phb2a, whose product is annotated as prohibitin 2a. Bases 80 to 991 code for a protein of 303 amino acids. Gene Ontology annotation, biological process: mitochondrion organization. The transcript has 10 exons. Lineage: Eukaryota; Metazoa; Chordata; Actinopteri; Cyprinodontiformes; Rivulidae. The record is from RefSeq and is a predicted model, not a curated record. Gene Ontology annotation, cellular component: membrane; mitochondrion.
UGCACACCGGAAAUACGUCAUCAUCCGUGACCUUGGCUAUCUCUUCCUAUUCGGUUGUCUAACAGGUAAAGAGGACGGCAUGGCGAGCAAGGACCCCGCGGGUUUCCUCCAGCAGCUGCGGCAGAUCGCAGGCAGGAUGUCGUCUGGACCUCGAGGUGCAGGAACGGGUGUCAAACUGCUGCUCGGGGCCGGAGCGCUGGCGUACGGUGUGAAGGAGGCCACCUACACAGUUGAAGGAGGACACCGAGCUGUUAUCUUCAACAGGAUUGGAGGGAUGGAAAUGAACACGGUGCUCGCUGAGGGUCUCCACUUCAGGGUACCCUGGUUCCAGUACCCCAUCAUCUACGACAUCCGAGCCCGACCCAGAAAGAUCUCCUCCCUGACCGGGAGCAAAGACCUGCAGAUGGUGAACGUGACUCUGCGGGUUCUGUCCCGGCCUCUGGCCUCCAACCUGCCCGUCCUCUACCAGCAGCUGGGGAUGGACUACGACGAGCGCGUGCUGCCGUCCAUCGUCAACGAGGUGCUGAAGAGCGUGGUGGCCAAGUUCAACGCCUCGCAGCUCAUCACGCAGAGAGCUCAGGUGUCUCUGCUGAUCCGCAGGGAGCUGUUCGAGCGAGCCAAAGACUUCAACAUCAUCCUGGACGACGUGGCCAUCACCGAGCUGAGCUUCAGCCGGGAGUACACCGCCGCCGUGGAGGCCAAGCAAGUCGCCCAGCAGGAGGCGCAGCGAGCUCAGUUUUAUGUAGAAAAGGCCAAACAGGAGCAGAAACAGAAAAUCAUCCAGGCUGAAGGAGAAGCUCAGGCUGCCAAGAUGCUGGGCGAGGCGGUGACGAAGAACCCUGGCUACCUGAAACUCAGGAAGAUCCGGGCGGCGCAGAACAUCGCCAAGACGAUGUCCCAGUCCCAGAACAAAGUCUACCUGAACGCUGACAGCCUGGUGCUGAACCUGCAGGACAGAGAGAGCUUCAACAUGGCGUUGUCGAAGAAGUAAGAAGGCUCCCUCCUGCCCGGCUCUCGUCAUUCCUUCAGUCUCUGCAGAAAGAAACCUUCAUCAGGUUCCUCCUCUUCCCCAGCAGAAAACAGAAACCACCGUAAACGGACUUUAGUCACAGAGCCGGGCCUGUUCAGCUGCUUUCUGUUUGAAGGAGGAGUUCCUCUCUGAAGGAACCUGAAGCUUCCUGGUUCAGUGGAACUUCCUCUUCAAAGCAGGAAGAGGACGGUCGGCCCGUUAACCGUCUGAGUAAAGAGAAUAAAGAUUACUGACCCAUUGGAAAGAGUUUGAUUAAAACCAACAGGAUGUUUGUAUAAAACACAACAGCUGCAGUUGGGUCAGACUCUUCAGGUAGAACUUCCUGUCCUGUGGGUUGUUUACCUUUCUGUGUUUACAGGAAGUGUCUGAAACGGGUCGACUCCACCGCAGCUUUGUGUUUUUCUCUAAAUGUUUCCUGCAGUUAAACAGGUUCUGUCUGAAAGUGUCACUAAGUCACUAAUUAUUAAUAUUAGAUCAAUAACUGAAUGUUUUUGUUUUGAUCCUUCGAAAUGUUUGAUAAAUUCAUCUGAAAAUGUGA